UGGUCUUUUUUUGCUUUGGAGACAUCCUCUUGAUCUGUGAUUGGCUAUGUUACCGACAGCAGCCACCUCCCUAACUUACAACUUUACGGAGGUUUCUUUUCGCCUUCUUAUAAGUGAGCACUGCCAUGUUCCUUCACAAAUGUAGACGCUUGCAAUUUGCAAGAAUUAGUUUAUUAUCUCAAAAUGAAUACAAUCGCUCUAAAACUUAUCCCAGCUCCACAAGAGCAGACCGAAACGCCAUGGUCUGAUCAGCAGCUACUCGAAGACGACGAGCCCAAAGACUCAGGCAGUGUCCACACCCAGCGUCAACGAAGACCGGCCAAAGUCUGGAUGUGGGAAAUCAUCGCUGGCGUGGCCGCUGUCGCCAUCAUUGUCAGCGUAAUCGCCAUGCUGUCGCACUAUGAUACAAAGACUCUCCCAGAAUGGCCGUUGCAUAUCAACAUUAACGCUUCCGUCUCCAUCCUGGCUGAUCUCUUGAGAGCCUGCCUCGUUGCUUUGGCUGCUACUAUCAUUGCCCAAUCUAAAUGGAUCUGGUUCUCAAAGAAGCCACGGCCUAUGAACCAAUUCCAGUUAUUCGAGAACGCCAAGAGCAGCAUCAUCGGCUCCGUCUCACUCUUGGCGACGCUUCCGAACCACGCUCCGACCUGGAUAGCGUCAGUACUCACAAUACUAGCUAUUGGCAUUGGUCCAUUUACGCAACAAGCGCUACAAACUGAAGAAUGCAUCCAAAUGCGGGAACUUAAUGGUGCAAGAGUGCCUAUCACCCACUAUGGUGGCAGCAACAUGUUCCAAACGAGACAGACCAACGCAACGCUACAAGGAAAUAUUAUUCAUAGCUUCUUCAAUCCCUCAUUUAUUAACAAGCAGAUCGACUUCUUCUGUUCCACGGGCAACUGCUCAUUCCCCGAAACGAAGCCUGGCAUCUCCUACUCAUCCAUGGGCGCCUGCUCGCUCUGCACCGACACGACCAAGGGCGCGAAAAUGGACCAGCUACACUACAAGACCAACUUCACCUUCAAUCAUGCAACCAUCGACAAUAUUAGCACGGUUAUGUCAACAUGGCAGUGGCGAUAUUCUGACAGUUUGGAACCCUAUCUACCGCCCGAGAUGUGGACGCUGCGAUCUUCCGCUAUGACCAAUCUCACCAUCGUAGCUGCUCCAACGACUCUCCAAGACCACGAUGGCUGGCGAUUCAAGAUUGCUCUUGAUCGGGCCGUCGCGGCAGCAUGUAUCAUGUAUCCUUGCAUCAAAGACUACCAGGCCAACAUCCGAAAUGGUGUGCUCAACGAAACAGUUGUUUCUACAACGCCUAUGAGCACACUCAUGCCUAACGUUGACUUCUGGAAUUUGAUAGAAAAGAACAUGACAGGUCUACGAACGCCAUGCGAGCUUGACCAGAAGACUUACACGCUCGACAACAUCGCGCAGGUACCUCAAAUACCAGGGCGCACAUUUGUCAUCUGGAACAAGGAUGGUGCUAACAUAACGGUGCCUCUUGACUGUUUGUACAUGGUAGAGCGCUUUUAUCUGGAGGAUAUAGCAUCCAUAACAUCGUAUGUGGUAGGUGGCAGUUGCUAUCGUAACAGGGACACGGGUCAGUUGUUCUGCAUAACGGAUCCUUUGAAGACACGCGAUGGGAAUACUGGUAACGUCAGCACCAUACGAACACCAUCGCCGGCGUUUUGGCUCGAGCCAUUUUUGAAUAACAACAGUGUGACGUUUGCUAGCAUCAACGAGACGUUUCACAACAUGAGCGUUACUGUAACUAACCAUAUGCGCAACUUUGGUGCUGAUGUGUAUUCAGGAACGAGAGCGCCAGCAGCUAGGGGAAACGUCGAGAUAUCGACAACUUGUAUUCGGUUUGAAUGGAAGUGGCUCAUCUUCCCUAUUGUGCUCGCAGCAAUUGGGCUGGGGUUGCUAGUAUGGGUCAUUGUAGCAGACCAGACAGAUCCCACCAGACCGGUUUGGAAGAGUUCAGUGCUCCCACUGCUAUUAUAUGAAACUAAGGGCGAUUUAUGCAGAGAGGAGCAGGUAGAAGAGUUGGACACACUGGAGGAUAUAGCUGAAAAGACGGCGGUGAGAUUCCAAUAUGGCAACAAGCCUGGUUUUGUCACGCAGCAAUAA
[Torrubiella] hemipterigena is the source of this 2124-nucleotide messenger RNA. The record is from the annotation of a GenBank genome assembly. Lineage: Eukaryota; Fungi; Ascomycota; Sordariomycetes; Hypocreales; Clavicipitaceae.